ACAACCUUGACAGUUUCGUGAAAAAUUCGACGCACCUGCCAUUCGAGGGCUGAUAGGCAUGCAAAUUGCUUCACUGAUACUGUUCAGCUCUACAAACAGCUCAGUUAGUAGUUACUUGAUCUUUGGAAUUUGCCUUAAAAAGCCCAACCUUGUACCCAUUUCCCAGAAGCGGAAACACAUCGGACGACCUUAAGUGUUGUGUUUGAAGCUCGACAAUGGAUAUACAGUACGUGUACCAGAAGGAGCGGCGUGAGUUCGGGAAGCAGUGUCUGUUCUCCGACAAGAACAAGGUGGAAUUUUCCGAACCGGCCAACCAUGACCUGUUCCGCGAGUACAUACUGCGGGAUCCCGUAUCGGUGGGCACACAGUACAGCCGCCAGAUGGCGAUCAGCGAGGCAAACACGGAGAGUGCCGAGUACGAACAUCACGGUAUCCUGCAUUCGGAGGGCGGCUGGCCGAAGGAUGUGAACUAUCUCGACCCGGAGCAAACCGUACGGUACCGGCGGAAGGUGGAAAAGGAUGAAAGCUACAUCAGCCAGCUGAUGGCACUGACCAAACCGAUGGAGCACUGCAUCUUCCAGAACAAUGCGGUCAACAUCUACGAGAAGUACUUUGACGAUCUCGAACCGGCCCCGCUGAUCGAGCGCAGCAGCUCGCGCACGCUGAACGUGUACCGUGAUCCGAGCAUCUACAAGCAACCGGUAACGCACCUGUCCUGGUCACCGGACGGUGGCACCAAGAUUGCCGUAUCGCACUGCAACAUGAACUUUGGCGAGGUGCUCGGUAAGGCGGUGUGCUCGUACAUCUGGGAGGUGGAGAACCCGAACGCACCGUUGCUGCGCUUCAAGCCCAUCAGCUCGAUGAUCUGUCUGGAGUACAACCAGAAGGAUCCGACGACGCUGGUGUGCGGGAUGUACAACGGGCAGGUAGCGGCCUGGGACACGCGGAACGAGCAGGAACCGGUCAUGAUUAGCGAGCGGGAACACUCGCACCGCGCACCGGUAAAUUCGGCGCUCUGGAUUAACUCCAAGAGCGGUACGGAGUUUUUCUCCGGCUCGUCCGACAGUCAGGUGAUGUGGUGGGAUACACGCAAGCUAUCCCAACCGAUCGAUAAGCUGCUGAUGGAUCCGAUCAAAGCGGACGAGCAGGAUCUGUCCCGUUCGUACGGUGUCAGCUGUCUCGAGUACGAAACGUCCAUUCCGACACGGUUCAUGUGUGGCACCGAGCAGGGUAUGCUGUUCUCGUGCAAUCGAAAGGGAAAAUCUCCCCAGGAGAAGAUUGUCUUCCGGAUGCAAUGCCACACGGGACCGAUAUACGCGCUGACACGCAACCCGGCGUUCGUGAAGAACUUCCUCACCAUCGGCGAUUGGAUCGCACGGAUCUGGUCGGAAGAUUGCCGGGAAAGUUCGAUCGUCUGGACGAAAAAUCACGACGUCAUGCUGACGGACGGUGCCUGGAGCCCGACACGCUACUCGCUGUUCUUCGUUAGCCGUGUGGACGGUGUGCUGGAUGCGUGGGACCUGCUGCAGCAGCACAGCGAACCGACGCUCAGCAUCAAGGUGUGCGACGAAAGCCUGAAGUGUCUGCGGGCACACGAAUCGGGCCGGCUGGUCGGUACGGGCAGCGUGAAGGGUGCCACCUUCCUGAUCGAAAUGUCCGAAAACAUGACCUCGAUACGGAACGACAAGCCACUGUUGACGGCGAUGCUCGAGCGUGAAAACCGUCGCGAAAAGAUACUGGAAGCGAAAUCGCGCGAGAUGAAGUUGAAGGUGCGCACCUUAAACCGUCAGGACGAACAUACCGAGGACAAACCGAAGCUUUUCCAGUGUCGCUCUGCCUGUGAAGCUGCCGAACAGGAGUACCUCCAAAUGCUGGAAAAGGAACGAAAAUCGCGCCAUCCGGAAGAGUACGAGGAAGAGUAUGAUCCGAAGAAAGUGAGGAAACCCUACAAACCGGACAACUACGAGUCUGAUGGUGAAAACGAGUGAUGGCGACUCUUGCGCAGUUCACUUCCUGAAGCGUUACGCAAAUCAUUUAUUACAAGGACGACGGGCCAAUUCAUUGCUGCUGUUUUGGAAAAUGGUUUCUUUUGGUCAACAUUUUACUCCCUUCACCAUUGCUUCUGCCCUUACUCUUUCUUCCCUGCUUCCGGGGGAUCAACAGUCGACAAAUCUCUAGUAAUCAGUACUAUCAACGCGUGUAUAGCGCCAACUAAGGAAUAGUGUACACAUCCCUCAAUCAGGUGCAACUUCAAACGGCUUUGCAGUGUUUAUUGUGAUAAGGUUAGCUUUUUGCAAUAUUUUAAUAAGUAUGUUUAGGCCCCAAUAAAUGCUCCAAUGCCUGUAGGACAAAAACGUGAGGU
Messenger RNA from Anopheles stephensi (Asian malaria mosquito), 2362 nucleotides. It is a transcript of the gene Dnai2, whose product is annotated as dynein intermediate chain 3, ciliary. The transcript has 5 exons. The coding region runs from base 216 to 1988 and encodes 590 amino acids. NCBI's taxonomy places the organism in Eukaryota, Metazoa, Arthropoda, Insecta, Diptera, Culicidae. Gene Ontology annotation, biological process: cilium movement; outer dynein arm assembly. Gene Ontology annotation, cellular component: outer dynein arm. Gene Ontology annotation, molecular function: dynein light chain binding; dynein heavy chain binding. The record is from RefSeq and is a predicted model, not a curated record.